This is a messenger RNA of Mauremys mutica (yellowpond turtle), 975 nucleotides long. Its product is annotated as dispanin subfamily A member 2b-like. The transcript has 2 exons. Lineage: Eukaryota; Metazoa; Chordata; Testudines; Geoemydidae. Gene Ontology annotation, cellular component: plasma membrane. The record is from RefSeq and is a predicted model, not a curated record. Bases 48 to 476 code for a protein of 142 amino acids. Gene Ontology annotation, biological process: defense response to virus; response to type II interferon; host-mediated suppression of symbiont invasion.
UCCCCGUUGGGGAUCGCGCAGAGCUUGUCCGGGGGCAGCGCCGCGCCAUGGACUCCAGCGUGAGCAUCGACCUGCAGCCCUGCGACGGCGGCAAGGUGGGGCCGGGCGCCUCGGCUCCUCCGUACUCCACCUACCCCUACACCGGCCCCGCGCAGGGCUUCCCCGUGCAGCAGCCGCCCCGCGACUUCGUGCUCUGGUCCCUCUUCAACACCAUCUUCUGCAACGUCUGCUGCCUCGGCUUCAUGGCUCUGGUCUUCUCCUUCAAGGCCAGGGAUCGUAAAGUUCUGGGUGACGCCGAUGGAGCAGGAAGCUAUGGCAAGACUGCCAAGUGCCUGAACAUCACGGUCCUGGUACUGAGCCUCUUGGCAGUGGUUCUGAUCAUCAUCCUCUUCGCAACAGGAGCUGUGGCUGUCUCAAAAGUAGCUCAACAUGAGAACCAAUACAGGAACAACUACGGCUUUAACUAUGGCAACUAAACCACCCCUCAGGAUUCUCCCCAGCUGGAUGACUUCUCCCCAAGCUUCCCUUACACAGCUCUGCUUGCCUUUGUUCUGCUGUUUAAAUUGUCAAUGGCAGCGCUCUCCUUAUGUAACUGGAGCCCAGCAAUUCUCUUUGCGAUGUGGAGAUUUACACUCCACCGCCCACCUCCCCGUUUCAGCCACCACCCUUCUGCUGAGACUGGCUGGCAGAUCCUCCUUCCAAAGUGCCACCAGCCAAGUCCUACCUUAACAGGAUGGAGGGGUCACUAUAGAGAUGGGGAGGAGGAGUUUCUAACAUUGCUCUGUUUCCCCCACCCCAAAAGCAGACUGCCUGGCUUUCAAAGCCCUCCGAGAUCCUGCAGUUGUUAGGGAGGGUCAGCGUUGUUCUUGUGAUUAUUCAGAAUUUUCUCUUUAGAGAAUUAUUUUUGUAGAGCUCUUCUUGGCAGAAAUGUGCAGGGACUAUUUUCAAAUAAAAGUUUUUUUUUCCUCUUCUAAA